AUGUCACAUGUAUGCUUUGUUCAGCAUGCUGUUUCUGGGUGUGCAGAUGAUUGUCUUGAUGAACUAGUUCAGAAGUUUUGGGAAACUGAAGAGGUUGCUGUUGCAACACCCAAGUUGAGUCCUGAAGAGGAAGAUGCACUUCAAGCUGUUAAAACGUCCCUUAGCUACACAAAUGAGCGAUAUAAAGUAGGCAUUCCUUGGAAAUUGGAUCCUGAAAUAUUGCCAGACAAUUAUGAGAUGGCAUUGAAACGUUUGAAAGAUACAGAGAAGAAAUUGUCAAAAAAUGAUACCAUCUUAGCAGCAUAUGAAGAUGUCAUAGCUAAGUACCUUGAAAAGAAUUACAUCAGAAAAGUUCCAGAGGAAGACAUCAGUAAAUCAAAAUGGUACUUACCUCAUUUUCCAGUGGUGAAUAUGGACAGGUCAACAACAAAAGUCAGGUUGGUAUUUGACGCAUCUGCAAAAUGUAGUGGCAUUUCCCUUAAUGAUGUUAUACACCAGGGUCCCAAGAUGCAAAAUGAUCUGUUUGAGAUACUUUUGAGAUUUAGAAGGUAUCCAGUUGGACUCAUCUGUGACGUCGCGGAGAUGUAUUUGCAAAUAGAGAUUGCGGAGUGUGACCGUCCAUACUUCAGGUUUCUCUGGCGAUCAAAUGAUCAGGUCAAACCUCCCGUUGUUUAUGAAUUCUCUCGAGUAGUGUUUGGGAUAAACUGCUCACCUUUUCUGGCUCAGUACAUCACACAGGAGCACGCCAAAUUACAUGAAACAGACUUGACUAUGGCGUCAACGACAGUUGUUAAAUCAACUUACAUGGACGAUAGCAUAGAUUCAGUUCAAACUGACAUUGAUGCAUUACAACUUUACAACCAGCUGAUGAACCUUUGGGGAGCAGCAGCAGGUAUGCACGCCAGAAAAUGGCUAUCAAAUUCAAAGAAUGUUCUGAAUGAAAUUCCAGCAGAAGACAGGCUGCAGGAAAUUAGCAUAUUGACAGAUGAGUUGCCAUCAGUCAAAACCUUAGGACUGGUCUGGUGUGCUGAAGCUGACGAAUUUAACUUUGGUUGUAGUUCAAAACAAAUUGCUCACAGUGACAAAGAGAUCCUUUCUCAGAGAAAUUGCUAA
Haliotis rubra (blacklip abalone) is the source of this 1113-nucleotide messenger RNA. RefSeq lists its product as uncharacterized. The transcript has a single exon. The coding region runs from base 1 to 1113 and encodes 370 amino acids. NCBI's taxonomy places the organism in Eukaryota, Metazoa, Mollusca, Gastropoda, Lepetellida, Haliotidae. The record is from RefSeq and is a predicted model, not a curated record.